AUGACAACUCCCUCUAAACAGGCUUCUAGAUGGGGCUCACUUCUUCAACAAGCCGUUGCUGGAGUAGAAAGCCGAUUAGACAACAUACUUGCCGAGGGGACUGACGAUAUAUCAUCUCCACAAGCGACGAAAAACCCCAUUUCAUCACCCUCUAGAACCCUUCCGAAGCCAGAAGUCUCUACACCUAGAAAAGUUCGUAAUGUCAAUAAGGCAAACGAUCGUUUGCAAGAAAGACUCGCGAGAGCAGUUUCGUCCCAAAAUAUAACACCUAAGGAUAAAUUAUUAUCAUUAGCUUUAACAUCUGAGCGUAAUGGCUCAAGUAAGAUAGAAGAAAGUCCUCGAACAAGCAUCGAUUCAAUCCCUAACAAUCCCCUUGAAAAUGACUCUGAUGUAGAAGCAACAAGAACUGCAAAAUUGGAAGAGGAAAGCUCCGAUAAAUAUCUUUCAAUUCAAUUAGAUUCUCUAACUCCAGAGGGUGUUGGUCCCCAUGGAAUUAAAACCGAGAAAGAUGUCACAAGUUCAAAAAUUGGCGACAACCAAGGAGAAAUCUCUUUUGAUUUAACAAGACCAAGUAGCCUACGUUUAUCUGUAGACUCUACUACACCAAAAAUUUUCCCUCCGAUGAAAACCAAGGUAGACUCCGCAAUUAACUCGAGUGCAUUAUCAGAGAAUGAAGCCAACUCAGAGAAGAAUGAAGCCAACUCAGAGAAGAAUGAAUCACAUAAUCUUGUCGCAGAAUCGCAACGUCAAGAAGAAAUUAACAAUUACAUCGAAAAAAUAGACGCUCUGCAGACCAAAUUACAGUACUUGGUAAAGGAAAGCGCCGAGAAUGCAAAAUUGAAUGGAGCCGUGGCAUCAACUGAUAGUCUCGAGAAAAAGUUGGCGGAUAAAGAGCUACAGGUGGCCCUGCUCAUGGAAGAAGGACACAAUCUCUCUAAAAAAGAGCUUAAUUAUCUUGCAACCAUUAAGAAACUGAGGGCUAAGAUUCAAGUAGACAGUAAAGAGCUAUUAGCCAAUACAAAGAAGCUAGAGCACGCAGAGAGUACUGCUCUUAUCGCUUCGGAGCAACUUAAAAAGGCGCAAAUAUUUGAAAAUCAGGUGAAUGAGAAAAAUAGAACUAUAGUUCAGUUGCAGCAAGAAGCCAGUCAGUUUCGAUCUGAAAUCCAAACAAAUCGCAACAAUAUUUUAGAUUUGAAAACCCGUCUAGACGAUGCAAUCUCUCGAGAGAAAGUGAUUGAUUCGCAGCGGAUACAUGAAUCUCUUGAAAUAGAAAAAAAAAGGGUUGCUCUACUCACAGAAGAAGUCAAAAAACUGGAAACUGAGAAGAGAUCGAUAUCUGAAAAAGCACAAUCACAGUUAAAAGAAAUCACAGAAAAGAUGGAAAAAAACUCUGAGUGUGCUCGAGCCACCACCCUUGAAAUGAAGAAUGAACAAAGAAUACUGGAAAGUAAACUGGAAACUAUGAGGGCUAGAGCAGAAGAAGUAUCUUCUGGGGCUGCUGGCGAUGCACAGGCAAAGCUAUUGCGACAGAUUGAGACAUUACAAACACAGUACUCUGUAGCAAGUGAAAAUUGGCGUGGUAUUGAGGCCUCUCUGAUUACCAGAGCUUUGAAUCUAGAAAAAGAAAGAGAUGAAGCAGCUCGUCGAGAAGUAGAUAUCCGUCGAAAAGCUCGAGAUGCGGGCCUCAAGGCUAAGAGUUUUGAAGAGGAAGCUGAUGAUUUGCGAACAGCAGUUUCUAUCGCUCAACAAAAGCUGUCUGAGACUGAGUUAGAACUAAAUACCUUACGAAAAAGAGCAGAGGAUGCUGAGUCAUCACUCCAACGUCUUCAGAAAGAUUUUGAUGCAGAAAAAUCUGCUUGGAAGCAGGAAACACAGCAUCGCUUGGAAGAAGAGAAACAGAAAUGGCUUGAAACCAUUUCAAACUCUAAUACAACCCCUAGAAACCGUGUAACUACCUCUCUUAUCUCCACCAAAAGCCAAAUACAGGAACACAUUUUUUCGCAAAAUGCGCAGAGUCAAAGAAACUCCCUUCGUUCAAUAAUGUAUGAACCGAUUUCUACCUUAAACAUGUCCAAUCGCCGAUCUUCAGGCCAAGUAUUUCAACGCUCCUCAGGGAUGUUUCGCCAAGACUCAACUACAUCACUCAAGGAAGAAAUGGAGAACAAUGUCUCGCCAAUAGACCACGAAGACUAUCUCGAAAAUGAUAAUUUAUCUUCUCCUCACUUUCAGAGUGCAGUUGACUUGACAUCGAUAUCUACAGCUGGAGCUGGGCCAUCUGUGCAACUAGUUGAGCGUAUGUCAUCGGCUGUUCGUCGGUUAGAAUGUGAAAAAGCGGCCACUAAAGAAGAUCUAGCAAGAUUGUCGAUCCAGAGGGACGAAGCAAGGGCUGAAAUCAUUAAAUUAAUGCGGGAAGUGGAGAAUAAGAGGGAGAUCGAAUCUAAGCUUUUGAUGCUAGAAAAAGAGAUGAACGAAGUCAAGGAAAGGUAUGAGACGACAUUAAUUAUGCUAGGGGAAAAAAGUGAAGAAGUUGAUGAGUUGAGAGGAGAUAUUGCUGAUAUCAAAACUAUGUAUCGGGAAUUGGUCGAAAGAACGAUCAAGUAG
This is a messenger RNA of Blumeria graminis f. sp. triticale, 2601 nucleotides long. NCBI's taxonomy places the organism in Eukaryota, Fungi, Ascomycota, Leotiomycetes, Helotiales, Erysiphaceae. The record is from the annotation of a GenBank genome assembly.